AUGGCAACCUCUUGGCUUCCUCCCAUAUGCCGCGAUGACGAACUCAUUGACGAAUUCAAUCAUGCUGGUCCCGGUACUGAUGGGGAGUGGACGUACUAUGUGGACCAGAGCGGCAAUAGAACUAUGACUGUCGAGGAGGUAUCGCGACUCGCUGAGAUGGAAGGCGAUGAGGCAACUUUCUGGACGACUCACGAAUGGCACCUUGUACAUUGUCUUUUUUACUGGAAGAAGGAAUCACGAGCGCGAAAGUCUGGAAAGAUGAUGCUUGAGAAGAGUUUUGACGGAGGUGACCAUAUUGACCACUGUUAUGUUGCUUUUCAGAGCGGUUUGCCUCUCCAGAUGAUCAAUACGCGGUCUUCAGCCGGGCUCAAUGCGGAUAAAAUGGAUUAA
This is a messenger RNA of Penicillium samsonianum, 390 nucleotides long. RefSeq lists its product as uncharacterized. Lineage: Eukaryota; Fungi; Ascomycota; Eurotiomycetes; Eurotiales; Aspergillaceae. The record is from RefSeq and is a predicted model, not a curated record. Bases 1 to 390 code for a protein of 129 amino acids. The transcript has a single exon.